Molecule: messenger RNA, 3081 nt
Organism: Adelges cooleyi (spruce gall adelgid)
Lineage: Eukaryota; Metazoa; Arthropoda; Insecta; Hemiptera; Adelgidae
Exons: 1
Coding region: 1-3081 (1026 amino acids)
Source: RefSeq, a predicted model, not a curated record
AUGCAUCGCGCCGCUGAUUGCAAAUCUAAAUUAUCAUGCUCAAAAUGUCAAAAACGCCAUCAUACUCUACUUCAUUCUAACCCAUCAAGUACUGAAACUCCAGAUACCUCAGAACCUAAAGUUCAAGAAUUUUGUGGUUUAUCGCAAGCAAAUCAUACCGUCGUAUUAGGUACCGCAGUUAUUCGUGCACGUGAUAGUCGGGGUAAUUAUCAGGCAAUUCGUAUUUUGUUAGAUAGUGGCUCGCAGGUGUCGGCAAUAACCACUCGUUGUGCAUCUCGGCUUGGUCUCACCAGACGCAAAUGCUUACGUAGUAUUAGGGGCCUUGGAAAAAACCCUGUCACUGAAGUAAAUGGAGAAACGAGUUGUUAUCUUUUACCGCGACAACAAUUGGAACCGUCCUUUUGUUGCAAUGAUGUCAUAAUACUACAGCAAAUAACAACGACCAUGCCUACAUCACCGUUGCCGUCCGCCGUCCGCGAGUGCUAUAAACAUCUAUUGUUAGCUGAUCCCAAAUUCGAUACACCCGCGCCGAUAGACAUGUUAAUAGGCGGUGACUUAUUCCCACACGUAAUGCGGCCUCGUGGCGGCAUCAUACACCACAACGGUUUGCCGUCCGCGAUAAACACACAUUUUGGCUGGAUAGUAUGCGGUUCAUUGCAAGAACAAAGUACCUCACCUGUUCAUUCUUUAUCAGUGGCAUCAGUAAAAUUAGAUGACCUUAUGCGCUCCUUUUGGGCUAUAGAGGAAGCCGCAACACCAAUUGAGUCGAUAACGGAAGAACAACGAUGUGAAGAGUGGUUUUCAAAAACAACUACGCGAGCAAAUGAUGGUCGGUUUUGUGUAGCACUUCCAUUUCGCGAUUCCGUUUGUCUUCCCAAUAGUGUCAACCAGCCAUUUGACACAGUGCCGCCGUAUCAUGGCCUCGGUAAUUCACGCGCGGUAGCUCUAAAGCGAUUUUAUAAUUUAGAAAUGCGUUUGAUUAAAGACCCUGCGUUGUACGCCGAAUAUCGUGCUUUUAUGGCCGAGUACGCCGCCCUUGGUCAUAUGAGACCGGCUACUCAGUCUGGUUAUUAUUACAUACCGCAUCAUGCCGUAGUGAAACGCGAUGGAGAAAAUAUUGAUAAAUUACGUGUGGUGUUUGAUGCGAGUGCCGCCACAUCAACCGGGUUUUCACUGAACGACGUAUUAUUAGCGGGUCCUAAACUCCAAAACGAUAUUUUUGACAUUCUCCAAAAGUGUAGGCUUAAGCGCUAUAUGUUGACCGCCGAUAUCACAAAAAUGUAUCGCCAGGUACUAGUGCGUGACUCAGACUGCCGGUAUCAGUAUAUUUUAUGGCGGGACUCAGUUGAGUCCGAGAUUGUCGAAUAUGAGCUAUGUACAGUUACGUACGGAGUUACGUCCGCUCCAUACCUCGCCAUUAAAUGCUUAAACGAGUUGGAUGCUCAAAAUGGGUCCGAUUUUCCUGCUGCAAAGGGUGUAUUGACCAAAUCCACUUACGUCGACGAUAUUGUAGCCGGCGCUGACACCGUUGAGGAAUUGUUAAUAAUUCAAAGCGACUUGAUAGGACUUUUAAAGACGUGUGGCUGCUCUCUCAAAAAGUGGACGAGUAAUUCGCCUCAAGCACUUCGACAAGUAGACUGUGCUGAUCACUCAACGCUGUUGUUUUUAGACCCAAAAAAUGAUUCGGCCGUAAAAGUGUUAGGUAUGCAUUGGGACCCUACUUCGGAUAUGUUUGCCUAUCAUACUAAUAUUAAAUCUGAUCGUCCUUUCACAAAACGCAAGGUACUCUCUACAAUCGCCAGACUUUUCGACCCUAUAGGCACGCUUGGACCUAUACUCUUAUGGGCAAAUGCCUUUAUGCAAAGGUUAUGGCAAGCGAGUCUUGAAUGGGACAAUAAUUUACCAGAGGACUUAGAUAAGUUAUGGGGUCAAUUUGUAAAAGAGUUGCCGUCAAUCGAUAAAAUAAUGUUGCCUCGACAUAUCGACAUGCGCGUGUAUUCGAAAAUUGAAUUAGUAGGCUUUUCCGAUGCCUCGCUACGUGGCUACGCGGCCGUUGUAUAUUUGCGGGUGGUAGACAGUUCCGGUCAUGCCACGGUGAAUUUCGUCACCUGUAAGACCAAAGUAGCACCAAUCAAAACCACUAAAUGUCAAACUACAGUGCCGCGCCUCGAACUCUGUGCUGCUCUAUUACUCGCUACUACAUUAAAUCGCGUAAAAACCUGUCUAGACAUUGAUAUUUCAAAUAUUUAUGCGUGGACCGACUCUACGGUAGUAUUGUCGUGGUUAACGGUCAGCCAAAAAUCAUUUAAAGUAUUUGUAACGAACAGAAUCGCAAAAAUACAACAAUUAUUACCGGAUUGUAAAUGGUCUUAUAUCAAUACAACCGAUAACCCGGCGGACCCGGCAUCACGUGGUUUAUUACCCCAUGAAAUGGUCUUGUGUGACAUUCACCGAGAGGGUCCGACGUUUUUACGAUUACCUGCUGAACAAUGGCCGCGACAUAAGUGUGACCUAUUAAAGCCGGAACAAUUACCAGAUUAUCAACAAAGGGCCGUAAUACUUAUUAACGCUGACAAUGAAACCGCCGCCGAUCAAAUUAUACACCGUUUUUCUUCGCUAACCCGUAUGCAAAGGACGCUCGCCUAUGUAUAUCGUUUCCGCUUUAAGCCUAUACCGACCGGCCCUCUGUCAUUUUCCGAACUUCAUUAUAUUUUAAACCAAGCUGUACGGUUGACUCAACAAAGAUAUUUUAAUGAUCUCAAGAGGCAAUUAAUAAGUCGAUUUGUUGUUACACCUGCAUCUUUGGCCCAAUUAUCACCAUUCAUUGAUUCGGACGGACUUAUACGAGUUGGUGGCCGCCUUCGCUACGCAUCGCUUGACGCAGACGCAAAACAUCCCGUUCUACUACCUAAAACGUCACACUUAUCUGAACUACUAAUCAAGCAUUAUCAUCAGGGAUAUUUACAUGCCGGUCCAAAAUUAGUUUUAUCAAUGAUGCGACGUAAGUUUUGGAUACUUUCCGGUCGCGAUGCGGUAAGACAUUUUAUUUAUACGUGUGUCCCAUGUAUACCUACCUGUUGA